AUGGAAAACCGUGCUUCGUCGCCCAAUCCGUCUCCUAACGGCGUCGGGCGAUCUCCAUCCACGAGACAGUCUGCGAGCCCUGUUUCUGCUCGUGCGGCAGCAAGAAGGCCUGCUGGCCGCUCUAAUCUCAGUAUGAGUAGUGUUCCAAGAACUUUUAUGAAUCCGAAUACCUCCGACGACGAUGCUAGAGCUGCCAAUUCUGCAUUGAUUGCAGAACUGCGAGAGCAGGUGCAGAAGGCGGAAACUGUAUCGGAACAGUACAGCAAACAGCUUGGCGUCUUACAAAUGCGGCUUGAUGAAGCUGUUGGCGAGCAGACGAGGCUGGAAGAACAAGCUCAUGAAAAAGAGAAUAGCAUCAGUGCGUUGCGGGACGAGGUCAAGGAGCUAUCACGCCAGCUUCGUGAGAUGGAGCAGAUGCACGAAACAGAACGUACUGCUAUGAUGAAGGACAAGGAGUCUCAAGCUAGCCGCGAAGAGGAGCUCCAAUCCACCAUCCAGCGUCUGAAGGAAACAAUUUCUCAAAAGGAUUUACGAAUGAACGUCGAAAAUGACCGGAAUCUCUCUCGAUCUCCCUCAUUUCGGAACCGUUCUGCUCAGGACCCUGAGAAUGGCCAAUUCGCCCCCUCUUCCCAGCUUCAGCGCAGCCCUUCCCGAAAUAACUCAAAAUUGAUAUUACAGAAGGACAAGUUAAUUGAAUCCUUGAGGCUUGAGCUAGCCGAAGCACAGAUCAAAUUGGUUGAAAUGGAGAACAUGGGCGGCGGCCGCCAUCGGGAACUGGAAAAAGAGCUUCUUGAAACUCGCAUGGCCAAUGCUCGUCUGAUGGAGGAUAACGAGAGCUAUCAGCUACUCCUUAGCGAAAGAACCUUAAAUGGUGAUUUCACUAAAGGCGAUUUCAUGCAUCAUACUACUGCUGACUGCCUGCCUAAUGCGAGCGGUGCGGGAUCGCUGGCUGAUGAACUUGAAUCGGCGGCGGAGGGUGGAGAAACAGAGUCACGACGCCGACUCGAGGCUGAACUCAAAGUCCAGGUUGACCACAAUAAAGCUUUAAGCCUUUAUAUUGAGAGAAUCAUUGGGCGGCUAUUGCAGCAUGAAGGCUUCGAGGAUAUUUUGCAUAAAAAUGAAAACGAUAGCCCCGGAAAUACGACUAAGCCCGCAAAGCUAGAUAAGGAGCUACCAGCACCUCCCCAAGAGAAGGAUGAUGUCUCUGGACAAACCUUUCUUCAGCGUGCCAAAUCUGUGAUGGCAGGCCCUACCACUCGCCCAAAGCCUCGUCCUGUGAGCCAAAUGAUGCAGCCACCCGCUACUCAGGAUCCAGCCCCCUUGCCUCAGCCAACUGCGCACGAAAAUCCACAGACUGCCCCUAGCAUUCCUCUGAAUCGCUCCCGAACAGUCUCUCACCGAAGAACUAGAUCAGAUCAAGCGGAUGGAGUGACUGCAGCCUCUGUAGUCGGACAACUCUACCGUGGGCCGGCAGGACGGCCUCCUGCUGCUGGUCCCAUGAGUCCAGGAAUUAGCCCAACAAUAUCUCAAGGGCCCAUAUUCUCCGGGUCGCUCUCCUCCAAGCGGAACUCUGGGCACAGCGUGACGGUAUCAAGCAGAGGCGGUGAACGUGACAGCGUUCUGAGCGAUCGCAGUGGCGAAGUUGGCUCGCCAUCAACAUCUUCCCCUCCUCGCACCAAUGCCGCGAUGAAUAACUACACCGGAGCUGUGAUGACUCAGAGCAAACUGCGCCCUCUACGACUCGUCCAGGAGAAUAAAGAAUUAGAUAGUGGAAACCAAGGUGGCAAGUCCACGGAUGAUGAGGAAACGGCUGCCAGAAAGAAAGCUAACAGAGGGAGCUGGGUUUCUUGGUUCAACCGCACAAACCAACCCCUUUCUGAAGCACCGAAAACUUCGACAGGCUAA
Ophidiomyces ophidiicola is the source of this 1905-nucleotide messenger RNA. RefSeq lists its product as uncharacterized. The record is from RefSeq and is a predicted model, not a curated record. Bases 1 to 1905 code for a protein of 634 amino acids. The transcript has 2 exons. Lineage: Eukaryota; Fungi; Ascomycota; Eurotiomycetes; Onygenales; Onygenaceae.